Molecule: messenger RNA, 900 nt
Organism: Gossypium arboreum
Lineage: Eukaryota; Viridiplantae; Streptophyta; Magnoliopsida; Malvales; Malvaceae
Exons: 2
Coding region: 1-900 (299 amino acids)
Source: RefSeq, a predicted model, not a curated record
AUGAGCUCGAAGUUGGGAAAGAAGAUAGAGCAGUUAGAAGAGGAGAAGAUGAAGUUGGGACUAGACGCCGAUAUCCAUAAGCUAGAGGUCGAAAAAUUGAGGAAGGGAAAGAACAAGGCCGAGGAAGAUUUGGAUAGUUUGAAAACUGAUUACAAGAAGCUGCAUAUAUCGAUAAGAACUGCAGGCUUGGGUAAAACGUCUGAGCAGUGGCGUCAAGAAAUUAAAGAAAAAAAGACCAGAGCUGAUCAUUGGGAGAAGAAAUUUCAAGAUGUUCGAGUGCGAGAGGACGCUUUGAAAAAGAGUUUGUUAGAAAGUCAAAGCGAAAAAGAGAGGUUACGAGCUUGGGUGGCCGAAUUGGAAAAAUCACUACAUCAGUAUCGCAUUUGUAACUCUGUAAUUGAAUUGAAGGCUAGUCUAGGCAAGAUCGAUGAGUUGAAAAAGAAAAUUGAGGAACUCGAGACUGCACUACAAGAUAGUCAAAUUCGAGUAGAAAUCCUUGAGGCAAACAGUGAACAUUCCAAAGAACAACUUUGCCACUCUCAAGAUCAGAUCAGAAAUAGAGAUUAUGUCAUGGGCGAGGCUGUGACUCAAGUUCGAAAGUUGUUGGUCAAAGAACGCGAAAAAGGGAAGAAUACUACGAACGAAAAUGAGGAUCCUAUCUACCCGCCAGGCUUUACUCUAAUUAACAUCCAGACACCACCAGAAGUAUACCCACGAGGGAUACCCAUUACUGUCAGGCCUCAACAACAUCAAACCGAUACCUCGGCACUAAUGAACUAUCAAACAAGCUCGGGCUCCAAUCUUGGGGAUAAUCCAACCAAUCCUGUUGUUCCUGAUCUCGAUAAUGUAGCAGAGAUGGAGAAAACAAGAGUGGAACUGUCAAAACAACUGGAGGAUUGA